AUGCGCAAAGGGCCGCUGCCUGGAGGACGUCAGGGCGCGUCUGGAGCUGACGCUAGACGCGACAGCAUGCGAACCGCCAGCCAACGGGCGCGAGGUGUUGCACGACCACCCAGCAGCCCCUCGCAUCUAACAUCCCUACCAGCUGGCUUGGUGUCGGCAGGGUCUUCGCGGGUCCAGCAAUCGACACACGCCACUGGUGGAGUAUGCCGCAUGCGUUGGACAACUCAAAUGAACAGCAACGCUUUGCGGGCGUAUUUAAGGGCGAAAGGGGGAGAAAUUGGAGGUUUUGCGUAUCAGGCAAGGAUGCAUCGACUUUUUGCUGAGCUGGAGCCAUCUGUAACCGUCACCGAGCAAAACCUGGCAGACCGAGUUCGGAAUAUCUUGCGCUCAAAUACAUUUGAUGUCACCGAACUCGAACGGCUACGACGUGAGGCUGUUCCUUCAUCGGAUGAAAAUGCUACGGCUGAGGAUGCGGCGCCACAACUUGCAGAGCAACCGGCAAACGUGGAUGCCGCCGUGAAUUCCCCAGUUUUGGUUGAUUCAAACGAUGAUGGAACAGUCGCCCAGGAACUCGAACUGGAGCAAAUGAGGAGUACAUUGGAUGAGGCGAUUUUGAAAACGCGCAGUACGCCUCUCGAAAAUCGACCGCGACUUCCCCCGCAUAGCCCUCAGCAAGCGGAAUCGGGCUAUCGUGAGGGCUCUGAACCAAUGCUGGUGACCUAUUUGGAAGCCAGCCCGGACCUUUGCGAGACGGACUCAAUUCUCUUUGGCACCGCACUGGAAGUCUGCCGUAUUAUAAGCGCCAAACUUUCCACGGCUGGAUGCAAUACUGGACAAAGUAGUGCUAUCCCAGCCUGGAGAACAAGAAUUGAAGAACGUAUCGCAAAGGCUAGGGCCCUCAUUGGCAAACUGAUAUGCUUCAGGUCAGGCAAUACCGGGCCAAAGAUUGUGCGCACCGUCAGGAUGGCGUUUUGCUGGGACAAAUGUUAG
Molecule: messenger RNA, 990 nt
Organism: Parnassius apollo (apollo)
Lineage: Eukaryota; Metazoa; Arthropoda; Insecta; Lepidoptera; Papilionidae
Source: the annotation of a GenBank genome assembly